AGCUAAAGUUUCAUAGCAAAAAAAAAAAUAUUUAAGUGUGUCCCUCACUUACUACUAGGCUUGCAUUGCCUUACAUGAGUCCAUCUCUUAAACCCAUAAUGUGAUUGGAUUUUUCAAGUGAAGAAAAAGCUCUUAAACCUUUUGACAUUUUAUUGAGUUUUCAAGAUUGGAAGAGAGUCCAAUAAUAUAAACAAGGGUUCUUAAAUUUUCAAGAGCUAGAAUGGUCACAAUUGUAAAAUCAUGCUUGAAGUCACUCCUUAAAUUGGUGAAUUCAAUUUUGGGGUUUGUUGGAAUUGCUAUGAUCUUGUAUGGUCUUUGGAUGAUGAGAGUUUGGCAAAGGGACAUUGAAGAUUUUUCCUUUGAUGAUCUUCUUUCUACUACUCCAUGGUUUAUAUAUACUUUUCUUGGUGUUGGAGUAACACUAUGCCUAAUAACAUGUUUAGGCCAUUUAGCUGCAACUUCUUCCAAUGGUUGUUGCCUCUCUUGUUAUAUGAUGAUGAUUUUGUUACUUCUUCUAUUAGAGACAGCAAUUGUAACAGAUAUACUCUUAAAUUCUAAUUGGGAAAAGGAUAUACCAAAUGAUCGUACUGGAAGAUUCAAUGAUUUCAAAGAUUCUAUAAAGUCAAACUAUAAGAUCCUUCAAUGGAUUGGCUUAAUAAUAGUCUUAGCACAGGUUCUUUCAAUCUUACUGGCCUUGAUUCUAAGAUGUAAAGGCCGAAAUGAGGACUAUGAUAGUGACGAUGAAAGCUCACCGGCAAGGCUUCCGCUCAUAAAGAAUGUAGACCAACCGGCGCCAUAUGUUGUCAAUGGCGAACAAUUUGGAUUUGCCUCUGAAAACAUCAACAACUCCUUGAAUGUAAGAAUUUAUUACAAACUUUUCUAUUCUUUUUAAAAACCUUUUAAGUUUAAGAAACAAAAUUUGAUUGUUGCCUCUUAUUUUUCUCAGACAAAUAAGUGAAGAGCAAUGUUUCAAGCAUUUUACAGGAAAAGAAAGUAAAGGAACGAAAAACAACAUGUGGAAAAAAAAAAAGUUAUCAGUCUACUGUGAAUUGAACAACAUUUACUUAUGACCAAUAUUAUUAGGGUCAGUUUGGCACAGUUGUGUUGUGGAGAAAAGCAGUUGUGGUUGUGCUGUGAGAAAAAGCAGCUGCAGUAGAAUUGUGAAAAAAAGCUGAACUGAGUGUGGUAAAUUAUAAAUUUUAAAGUACUGUGAGUUAUUAAGAUCUAUUAUAAUAACAAUGAAUGUUAUAAUUUAAUUUA
Molecule: messenger RNA, 1260 nt
Organism: Cannabis sativa
Lineage: Eukaryota; Viridiplantae; Streptophyta; Magnoliopsida; Rosales; Cannabaceae
Product: tetraspanin-19
Exons: 5
Coding region: 221-892 (223 amino acids)
Cellular component (GO): membrane
Source: RefSeq, a predicted model, not a curated record